Messenger RNA from Chenopodium quinoa (quinoa), 1597 nucleotides. RefSeq lists its product as uncharacterized. Gene Ontology annotation, cellular component: endoplasmic reticulum. The transcript is spliced from 2 exons. Bases 373 to 1356 code for a protein of 327 amino acids. The record is from RefSeq and is a predicted model, not a curated record. NCBI's taxonomy places the organism in Eukaryota, Viridiplantae, Streptophyta, Magnoliopsida, Caryophyllales, Amaranthaceae.
AAUUUGAUAGUUUGAUUAUUAAUAGAUACAAAGAAGGAUUACAUACAGCACAAACCUCUAUCCAAAAACAUCAUUAUCGCUCAAUUGAGAUUAAGACAUUAGUCACAUAACGGAGAAUUAUCAAUUUAUCAUACUAUCCCAUUACGAGUGUCAAUUUCUUGCAAAAGUCACAACUAAACUUACACAAAAAAAAAGCACAAAAUAAGGAAUAAAAUCAACCAUAUUGUAUGCAAUCAAUUUUAUUACCCCUUUAAAAGAGAUUCAUUUCCUAUUUUCCAACCUACAAAUACAAAUAAUCUCACACCAAAAAAAACACCACAUUCUUUCCUUUUCUUUUUUCUCUCAUUCAUUCUCUCUCCUCACAUUUUAACAAUGGGUUGCAUUUCCUUCAUAUUUUCCACCAAAUUCAUAUUCUCUCUCCUCCUCUUCUCCGCCAUUCCUAUCGGCAUUCUCAUCACCCUUGAGAGGACCCCACCAUCUACACACGUGUACCAAUAUCAUAGCAACAGCUGGCUCAGGGAAUGUGCCAAGUGGGAUGAUCUCAACCGUCGAUUCCUCGUCUCCUACAUGGAGGGUGGUGUAGGAGAACUCAAACUCCAAACCGAUGAUAAUCAUGUAUUGGAUGAAAUCACAGCAUUUAAAGACGUUGACUUGGCUGGAAAUGCUUCCGUCGGUAUUUCCAUUGACCGGUCGAGGAAUCGUCUUCUUGUUGUUACGGCUGACUUGAUUGGUAAUCGUUACGGUGGUCUCGCUGCUUACGACCUUUCCUCUUGGCGUCGUUUGUUUCUAACUCACCUUACUAAGCCUGGAGGUGAAAAGGCAUUUGCGGACGAUGUAGCCGUUGAUGAAGAAGGCAAUGCAUACGUAACCGAUGUAAAAAACAGCAAAUUAUGGAAGGUUAAUGUAGAUGGAAAGUUGUUAUCAAUCAUAAAAAGUCCUCUUUUUACUCCAAAAGAAUGGUACAAAAAUUUGGUAGGACUCAAUGGUAUUGUGUACCACCCUGAUGGUUACUUGCUAGUCAUUCAUACAUUUUCGGGUAAUUUGUACAAGAUCGAUUUGAAGAAGGGAGAGGAAAUCACGUUAGUGAAAAUCGUUAAGGGAUCACUCCAAUUUGGUGAUGGGUUAGAGUUAUUAUCUCCAACUAAGCUCGUGGUUGCAGGGAACCCUGCAGGGCGGUUGGUGGAGAGUACUGAUGGGUGGGAGACUGCUUCCGUGGUUGGGAAGUUCUCUGGCGCAAUGCAUAGGUUGGCUACGGCUGCAACGGUCAAGGAUGGGAAGGCGUAUAUAAGUCAUUUGAUUGGGUUGGGAUACCCUAAGAGGAAACAUGUCAUUGUAGAAGCUGUUUUUAGUUCUUAGAAAGGGAAAGAAUUUAAAUUAUAUUAAGUCAUUGAUACAUUAUUGUCUUAGUUUAGGUUACUUAACAUUUUUUUUAAUGUGUGUUUUCCUUGAAUUAAGAGGAAAAAUGAGUUGAAAACCAUAUUUGAAGGGGCUAGUUAAUUGUUUCCCUAGCCAAGUUAUACUACAAUAUUGGUAAAAUAUUGAUUUGUAAUUUGGUUUAUGAAUCCAAAUGGAAGAAAAAGAUGGUUUGGUUUGUUUU